AUGAGUCUAGGUAGUGAGGGUCUAGAAUACAUCAGUCUAGCUAGUGUGGGUCUAGAAUACAUCAGUCUAGGUAGUGUGGAUCUAGAAUACAUGAGUCUAGGUAGUGAGGGUCUAGAAUACAUCAGUCUAGCUAGUGUGGGUCUAGAAUACAUCAGUCUAGCUAGUGUUGGUCUAGAAUACAUCAGUCUAGCUAGUGUGGGUCUAGAAUACAUCAGUCUAGCUAGUGUUGGUCUAGAAUACAUCAGUCUAGCUAGUGUGGGUCUAGAAUACAUCAGUCUAGCUAGUGUGGGUCUAGAAUACAUCAGUCUAGGUAGUGUGGAUCUAGAAUACAUGAGUUUAGGUAGUGAGGGUCUAGAAUACAUCAGUCUAGCUAGUGUGGGUCUAGAAUACAUCAGUCUAGCUAGUGUGGGCUAG
Pecten maximus is the source of this 414-nucleotide messenger RNA. RefSeq lists its product as uncharacterized. The record is from RefSeq and is a predicted model, not a curated record. The transcript has a single exon. Bases 1 to 414 code for a protein of 137 amino acids. NCBI's taxonomy places the organism in Eukaryota, Metazoa, Mollusca, Bivalvia, Pectinida, Pectinidae.